This is a messenger RNA of Dentiscutata erythropus, 1596 nucleotides long. Lineage: Eukaryota; Fungi; Glomeromycota; Glomeromycetes; Diversisporales; Gigasporaceae. The record is from the annotation of a GenBank genome assembly.
AUGCAUACAAAUAACGAAGCUGUCGCUGUUCAUCCUACUUCUCCUAAAAAAUAUUAUGAUGAUGACUUCUACUACGACGACUAUUAUGAUGAUGCUUCUAAUCUUGAUGCUUUACGUAGAACAAAACUCUCUGAAAUUGAUAACGCAGAUUUUCAAUGGUUUCACAUAAGAGCUUGCAUAGUAUCUGGUGUUGGCUUCUUUACCGACGCCUAUGAUUUAUUCGUUAUAAACUUGGUUUCUACCAUGAUAAGCAUUGUCUACUUUGACAAUAAUAUUCCUUCAAUAGUCGAUACGGGGUUAAAAAUAUCUGCUGCAAUAGGGACUCUAAUAGGUCAAUUGGUUUUUGGUUGGUGUGCUGAUCGUUAUGGACGCAAAAAGAUGUAUGGUUUGGAACUUUCUUUAAUGAUUGCUGCCACCCUUGGUUCUGCGCUCUGUGCAAACUCUUUUGCUGUCACUCUUUGGGGUUCACUUAUGUUCUGGAGACUCAUAUUAGGUAUUGGAAUUGGUGGAGAUUAUCCUUUAUCUGCUGUUAUCACAAGUGAGUUUGCUACUAAAAAAAGACGUGGAGCAAUGAUGGCUGCUGUUUUUUCCAUGCAAGGUUUCGGUAUUCUAUCCGCGGCUGUGAUUUCAGUGGUUACUUUGGCUCUUUACAAAGAUCUUAUUGCCCAAAAUCAUCAAUACGUUGAUCAUGUGUGGCGAAUAGUAUUAGGUUUUGGUGCCCUCCCAGGUGUCGUUGCUUUAUACUUUCGUCUCACGAUUCCCGAAACUCCACGUUACACUAUGGAUGUUUUAAAAGAUGUCGAAAAAGCUUCUCGUGACAUUGAUGUUGUAUUAUCGAACAAGGCUAACAAGGACAAAGAAACUCCUGUUAUAUCAAUAGAGAUUCCUCGCGCCACUGUUAAGUAUCAAUCUCUUAAUUAUAUAGGCAUAGGAUUAAAUAAUGCAAUUAUCUUGGAAGCUAUUGGAUUUGCUGAUAGUGCUGAUGUUUAUACCUCUUUAUGGAAUAUGUCUGUUGGAAAUAUUAUCAUUACUAUGUUAGGCACUGUCCCUGGAUAUUGGUUUACCGUCUUUCUAAUAGAUAAAUGGGGUCGUAUAAAAAUCCAAUUAAUGGGUUUUAUAGUUCUCACUAUAUUAUUCUUAAUUUUGGGUGUUGCUUAUAAUCAAAUUUUGAACCUUUCUAUGCCGUUAUUCAUCACAAUAUUCACCUUAUGCCAGCUGUUUCAAAAUUUUGGCCCUAAUGCAACGACUUUCAUUAUACCUGGUGAAAUUUUCCCCACUAGAUACCGUUCAACGGGGCACGGUAUAUCUGCCGCCUCCGGAAAAUUAGGUGCAAUCAUUGCACAAGUUGGUUUCAUCAAUCUCAAAGACAUUGGAGGUAAAAACAUGUUUGUGAAUCGAUUGAUUUUAAUUUUUGCUAUUUUCAUGUUUAUUGGAAUUGGAUCGACAUUGUUGAUACCUGAAACAAUGAAUCUAUCAUUGGAAGAGCUUUCAAAUGAAGAUCAAAUAGGUUUUAUUAAAAAAGCAAAAAUAAAUGAUGAAAAUUCUACCUCUAAAAGUGCCAAUAAUUUAAGUUCUGUAACAUCUAGUUCAGUAUAA